AUGGCCGGGCUGCUCCGCAGGAUUAUCAAGGAAACUCAGCUUUUGCUGGCAGAACCAGUUCCUGGCAUCAGAGCAGAACCAAAUGAAAGCAAUGCCUGUUAUUUUCAUGUGGCCAUUGCUGGCCCCCAGGUUUCCCUCUUUAAGGGAGGGACUUUUAAACUUGAACUGUUCCUUCCAGAAAAAUACCCAAUGGCAGCCCGUAAAGUACGUUUCAUGACCAAAAUUUAUCAUUCUAAUGUAGACAAGUUGGGAAGCAUAUGUUUAGAUAUUUUGAAAGGUAAGUGGUUUCCAGCACUGCAGAUCCACACAGUCCUGCUAUCGAUCCAGGCUUUGUUAAAUGCUCCCAACCCAGAUGACCCAUUAGCAAAUGACAUAGCGGAGCAGUGGGAGACCAACGAAGCCCCAGACAUGGAAACUGCUAGUGUAUGGACUAGUCUAUAUGCCAUGAAUAAUAUUUAA
This is a messenger RNA of Hipposideros armiger (great roundleaf bat), 459 nucleotides long. Its product is annotated as ubiquitin-conjugating enzyme E2 N-like. The record is from RefSeq and is a predicted model, not a curated record. The transcript has a single exon. NCBI's taxonomy places the organism in Eukaryota, Metazoa, Chordata, Mammalia, Chiroptera, Hipposideridae. The coding region runs from base 1 to 459 and encodes 152 amino acids.